Xenopus laevis (African clawed frog) is the source of this 4938-nucleotide messenger RNA. RefSeq names its product histone deacetylase 10 L homeolog (gene hdac10.L). The record is from RefSeq and is a predicted model, not a curated record. The transcript has 23 exons. The coding region runs from base 331 to 2448 and encodes 705 amino acids. Lineage: Eukaryota; Metazoa; Chordata; Amphibia; Anura; Pipidae.
UUUGUGUCUCAGUUGCUGUUAGGCUGCCCGCCGAGCGAGGUAGAUUUCUGCUGCAGUGAGUGCAUGUGUCAUCCCAGGCUCAGUGCAAAAACGAACCCAAUUGAAUCAAUCCUCAGCCCAACUAGUAAGUGAAUUAUUUGGAGCAAUUUCAGUCAUCUUGAAAAAUACAUAUUUUGGCACAGUCUGGUUUCGCGCUUUAACGCCAUGUUACUAUAGUCCAGCAAGAAAGCGAAUUCAUUUUGCUCAGGCUUUUCCCAUUCUCUACGUCACUUCCCUCUUUCUGUCAGUGUUAGUUGCUGACUUCCGGUAGCCACCAACGGUUUCCAAGCAAUGGCUUGUGGUACUGCAUUAGUUUAUGAUGAAGAAAUGAUGAGCUAUAAGCUGUUAUGGGAUGACCCAGAAUGUUCUAUUGAAGUUCCUGAGAGGUUAUCUUCCUCCUAUAAGAGGCUACAGGAUUAUGAUCUAGUGAAGCGAUGCAUCCAGUUACCUGUGAGAGAGGCUACAGAUGAAGAGAUCACUUUGGUACACAGCCAUGACUAUCUACAGGUUGUCAAAAGCACCCAGACUAUGAAUGAAAAGGAGCUUAAAGAAAUCUCACAGAAAUAUACAGCUGUAUUUUACCAUCAGAAUUCUUUUCGCUGUGCCAAGCUGUCACUUGGUGGCACACUACAGCUGGUGGAUGCCAUAUUGACACGAGAAGUCCAAAAUGGAAUGGCGAUUGUAAGGCCCCCUGGACAUCACAGUCAGCGCAAUCAAGGCAAUGGAUUCUGUGUUUUCAAUAAUGUUGCAAUAGCAGCAGAAUAUGCUAAGAAGAAAUACAAAUUAGAGAGAAUAUUGAUUGUUGAUUGGGAUGUUCACCAUGGGCAAGGAAUUCAGUACAUCUUUGAGGAGGACCCAAGUGUUCUAUAUUUUUCAUGGCAUCGUUAUGAGCACAAAACAUUUUGGCCAUACCUCAGAGAGUCUGACUAUGAUGUGAUCGGCAGAGGGAAAGGCACAGGCUUUAACAUAAAUCUGCCAUGGAACAAGGUUGGCAUGGGGAAUGCUGAUUACAUUGCUGCUUUUUUCCAUGUUCUCCUUCCUUUGGCCUUUGAGUUUAAUCCAGAGCUGGUUCUUGUUUCUGCUGGAUAUGACUCGGCAAUUGGAGAUCCAGAAGGCAGGAUGUGUGCAACUCCUGAGUGCUUCUCACAUCUUACAAAUAUGCUUAUGAACCUUGCUGGAGGCAAACUUUGUGCAGUUCUGGAGGGUGGAUACAAUCUCCGGUCAUUAGCAGAAUCCGUCUGCAUGACUGUAAGAACAUUACUUGGGGACCCUUUACCCAGACUGACUGGAGAAAUGACACCAUGCCACAGUGCUUUGGAGUCCAUACAAAAUGUAAGAGCUGCACAUACUCCAUAUUGGAAGUGUUUGUUAUAUAAUGAAAUAAAAUCAGCACAUGACCCAAGUUCUGAAGGAGACUCUCAACACUCCAGUGACCAGCAACAAAACUUUGAUACAGCAAUGUUUGAUAUUUUUUUGGAUUCCCAUAUGAAGAAAAUUGAAUUUGCUGUACCUCCUUUAAGAACAUGUGCUGUGCUUCCUGAGGGCUGCUGUCUUGCUUUGCCUGAUGGAGUGCUAGUGGAAGAGAAAACCGCUACUAGGGAACAUAUUAUUGCUUGUAGCAGCUCUUUGCCUAAUGAACUAUUGGAAAAAGAAACAAUGUUAGCUACUUUGGGAAAGAUGCUUGUUAUUCUCAAUAAACUUUUAGAGUAUCAGACAAUGAAUUCCAUUGUAUUAUCACCUGAUUCUUCUGUCUGUGCUACUUUUGCCAUCAAGCAUGUAUUAGCUUCUCCAGUAAAAAGGUUGCUUUGUAUCAAUAUUGGAGAUUUGGGAAUUCUUCAUGAAUUUGAUAAUGAUGGGGAAUAUGUUUGUCUGAAUAUCUGUGGAACUUACCCUACAGGCAUGAGUAACAGACAAAUCUAUCUGAAGUGGACUGAAAGUCCUAAUGAAUACAGCAGCUUCUUCUAUAUUAUAUUCUGCUGUAUACUUCCACUGGCCUACAACUACCAGCCUGACUUUAUUAUAAUCACUACAGGAAGUAAUAGAACUAUUGGGGAUAAGGACAUUUCUCUUCUCAUUAGUCUGUUGCAGGGCCUGGCUAAUGGCAGAAUUCUUACUAUCAUUCCGGAAACCGAACCAAAGCUGGGUCAAAAGCUGGUCAAAUGCUUGUCAGACUCUCCUGGAGAAAAGCACUUUGGGCCACAUAGAGCACCAUCACUAGAAAAUAUUCAGAACCUGAAAGAAAAACUUGAUAUUAUUGAAAAGGAAUGGAAAAUGCUUCAGUGUAGUGGAGCUGUUAACGACCCACAGGAACUGAGGACAAAAAGGCUGAAGAAUAGGAACAUGAUUGUGAUGGAGCAGGCAAAGGCACAAGGACAGACUGUAGUGGGACAGAGGGGGCGAAGAAUAUAAAUAAGGAUAGGCUCAAGACUGGAGAGCAGAGCAGAUAGAACUGGAUACAAGGAGAAGACGUGACAGGGCAGGAAGCAAGGAACAGGAGAGCGCUGGAGCGCAGUUGUAUAAGCUGUACUGAUGCUGUACAUUCCUAACUGAGCUUUAUACAUGCACCUGACUGGUGUUUCUGGGCUGAGGAUUGUCAUUUCUGCCCAUGCCUUUGCUUCUUAUUUAAUUAGAUUAGAUUUCCUGAACAAAGUGCCCCAUAUGAACAGUGUAAAGAGUGGCCCAUGAGGGAUUUGCCUGAACGGACAGAUUGCCAGUCUGAGCCUGAUUCUAAGCAAUUUUUCAAUACUAACUUAUAUUAUAGAAUGUCCAAUUUUUUGUAUUGAUUUUUUGUUUCUGUUCGAUAGAGCUUUGUAAAACAUUGUUCAAUUUCUAGCAACUCUGCAAUUGGUCUUCACUGACCUCGGGAACAGGCAAAAACUUGCUCCAAUGAGUGAGGCUACAAUUUUAUUGUUAUUGCUUUUUACUACUUAUCUUUAUAUUCAGUGCCUAUUCAUCCCUGUGUCUCAUUUAAGCCAUUGCCUGGUUGCUAAGCUAAAUAAGACCCUAGAAACAAAAUAAGUUAUUCAAGGCUUAUAAAAAAUAGCAAACCAACAAAUUGGAUAAUAAGGACACACCGAAGACUUGUGUAUCAUUGGUGCUGGUAAAGAAUCUUGAACAUAUUUUACAUGAAUCCCAGCUCAAAAGGGCAGUUUUUAUUAACAUAAUUUAUUGCAGUAACCCAAUAUAAGUGUGGCUGAGUACUAAGACCAUGUGGGCUGCUUUUAGCCCCUUGCUUGCUUUGUGGGCUACUUUGAGCCCUUUUUUAUUUUUCUGUGUGUAUAUCACUAUAUCCCAUAAAGUCUGUUCUAGUUCAGUCUUCUGAAUGGCAGCUGCUCCUGUUUGCCAGUUCUACUUCUGAACUAUCCCAAUACAACACUGUCAAUAUAAAAAUCAUAAACUAUUCAACAUAUAUACAAAAGUACAGGUAUGGGAUCCAUUAUCCGGAAACCUGUUAUCCAGAAAACUCUGAAUUACAGAAAGACUAUAUCCCAUAGACUCCAUUAUAAGUAAAUAAUUAAAAUUUUUAAAAAAGAUUUCCUUUUUCUUCGUAAUAAUAAAAACAGUACCUUGUACUCGAGCCAAAUUAAUAAAUAAUGAAUUUUUAUUGGCGGCAAAACAAUCCUAUUGACUUUAUUUAAUGUUGUUUUUUAGUAGACUUAAGUUAUAGAGAUCCAAAUUACGGAAUGACCCCAUAUCCAGAAAACCCCCAGAUUCUGAGCUUUCUGGAAAUUGUGGAUACCCAUGGCUGUGGGAUCAGUAAACUCUAUUUAUGCCACUGCAACAUCCACUUUAGAAGAGCUACAGAGUUCAGUGUGAGACUGAUGAAACUUACAUCAAUCAGCCGUAUUAAGAGCUUUGCAUAAAUCUGGCCUGUAUGGGAGAAAGAGCAGUUACUGUAAAAGAACCAUUUGAAAGAAUACCACAACUUCGACAAAAAUCAUGAGUGCCUCAAAUGUCAUGUGGUAAAAAGGUCAGAUAAAACUGCAAAAAUAGAGGGGUUUUUUUCUUCACAGUUCAAAGCUAUGGGCAGAAUGAAAAUCAAGCAUUGCCUCCAGUUCAAGAACACCAUCCCUGCAGUUAUGUAUCUUAAGGCUGGUAGCAUCAUGCUGUAGGAAUGAUUUUCAUCAAAGGAUCUGUGCAACAACAUAGUUAGUGCUAAAUACAAGAGAACUUGUUUCAGUCAGCAUAAAAAAGUUCAUAUUUUAGCAGAACAGUAACCCCAAACAGAAGCAUUAGAACUAUAGAUUCAAUGUUCACAAUGACCCAGAUCUGCCCUCAGUCCUGUUCAGUUGAAAAUUGAGAUAUAUAUGACUAACCUAAAAUGUUCCUGAAAGUAUUAUUAUUAACAUGUAUUUAUAUAGCGUCAACAUAUUGUGUAGCACUGUAUGUAUGGGCCAGUAUCAUUUCCAAACAGUGUUCAAUGCUUAUACAUAGUUCUUUUGGGGAAGUGUAACAUUUUAGUUGCAAACCAAUAAGGAAGAGAACUGCCAUUUUAAUCAUAGUACAAUCCUGCCUCAGAAUAGAAGAUCAUACUUUUUGUAAAUAAUUCUAAAUUAAAAAAUGUAAAUGCUUGACAUUGUUUUAUGUCCUUGUGUGUUACUCUAUCUGGAUUUAAUUGCCUACAGUAUUAGAGCUCCAUUAUUGUUAAUCAAAAUGACUAUUUUUUGUACAGCUAAAGCAGCAGGGACCAUACCAGGCAGCACACAUCAAUGUGAGACUAGAGACUAAUUGGAGGAUUACGGGCACCAUGGGAGAGUCUCAGGAGGACACAUAUCAAAGCAGUAGAGCUGUUGCAAUGCUUUGAAUAGAGCAAAAUGUUACUGUUCAAAGGCACAUUUUAUAAAUGUAUAAACUUAUCAAAUGUGGUGCGACACAAUAAACAAAAGGAUUUCUAAGUAA